GUAUUUCCGAUGGGGGAGAGACCUGUGUAUAAACAACACAGAUCUAUCUCUUGUCAGCUUGUGCACACUGCUUUGUAUGGCUCUGCAUAGCAGAGCCAUACAAAGCAGUGUGCUUACAGUGUAAAGCACAUACACAGCAAAUAGUGACCCUAGGUUCACAGCACACAGUUAACCCUUUGAUCGCUCCAGAUGUUAAAUACUUCCUGCCCAGUGCCUUUAGUACAGUGUCAGUGCUUUUUAUUAGCAGUAAUCACUGUAUUGGUGUCACUGGGGAUGUCAGUGACACAAAGUCAUUUCCAACCAGUGUCAGAAUGCCUGCCGCAGUCC
Molecule: messenger RNA, 327 nt
Organism: Staurois parvus
Lineage: Eukaryota; Metazoa; Chordata; Amphibia; Anura; Ranidae
Source: the annotation of a GenBank genome assembly